Messenger RNA from Hyaena hyaena (striped hyena), 2877 nucleotides. RefSeq names its product discoidin, CUB and LCCL domain containing 2 (gene DCBLD2). The record is from RefSeq and is a predicted model, not a curated record. Lineage: Eukaryota; Metazoa; Chordata; Mammalia; Carnivora; Hyaenidae. The transcript is spliced from 16 exons. Bases 304 to 2634 code for a protein of 776 amino acids.
CGUGUGCCGCGAGUCAGGGUCGGGUUGAGGAACGCGGGGCGGGAGGCGCGUCCUCCACCUCUGCCUUAGCGGCCCUUCGCGGCUCGAGUACCCCACUUCCCUUUCUUCCCCAGCGCUCUGGUCUGGGGUCUCCGGGUAGGGAGCGGAGGGAAGGAACUAGAGAGGAGGAGGCGAAAGCGAAGCGAGGGGCAGAGAAGGUCCCGGCGCGGGGCGUAGCGCGCGCUGCCUCUCGCUCUCCCGCCGUAGCCGCCGCCUCCUCGCCCGGGGCGCCCGCACUAUGCAGGCGGACUGCCGGCCGCCGAGAUGGGGAGCCGGGCGGUGGUGAGAGGCGGGCGCAGCCCUCCGCGUCUCCUGGUCCGGGCCGCCGCCGCCGCCCCCGCCCGGGCCGCGCUCCCCUUCUCCCGCCCUCUCCUUCCCCGCUCCAACUCCUCCUCCUCCUUCCCCAUGCCUCUGUUCCUCCUUCUCAUAAUUAUCCUGCUCCUGCUGCUCGAGGACGCCGGAGCCCAGCAAGGUGAUGGAUGUGGACAUACUGUACUAGGCCCUGAAAGUGGGACCCUCACGUCCAUAAACUACCCACAGACCUAUCCCAACAGCACCGUUUGUGAAUGGGAGAUCCGUGUAAAGAUGGGAGAGAGAGUGCGCAUCAAAUUUGGUGACUUUGACAUUGAAGAUUCUGAUUCUUGUCACUUUAAUUACUUGAGAAUUUAUAAUGGCAUUGGAGUUAGCAGAACUGAAAUAGGCAAAUACUGUGGUCUGGGGUUGCAGAUGAACCAUUCCAUUGAGUCAAAAAGCAAUGAAAUUACUGUGCUGUUCAUGAGUGGAAUCCAUGUUUCUGGACGAGGAUUUUUGGCCUCAUAUUCAGUCAUAGAUAAACAAGAUCUAAUUACUUGUUUAGACACUGCAUCCAGUUUUUCGGAACCUGAGUUCAGUAAGUACUGCCCAGCUGGUUGUCUGCUUCCUUUUGCUGAGAUUUCUGGAACAAUCCCUCACGGAUACAGAGAUUCUUCACCAUUGUGCAUGGCUGGUGUGCACGCAGGAGUAGUGUCCAACAUUUUGGGUGGCCAAAUCAGUGUUGUAAUUAGUAAAGGUAUCCCCUAUUAUGAGAGUUCUUUGGCCAACAACGUCACAUCUGUGGUGGGACACUUAUCUACAAGUCUUUUUACAUUUAAGACAAGUGGCUGUUAUGGCACACUGGGGAUGGAAUCUGGGGUCAUUGCCGAUCCUCAGAUAACAGCAUCGUCUGUGCUGGAGUGGACCGACCACACAGGCCGGGAGAACAUCUGGAAGCCUGAGAAAGCCCGGCUGAAGCAACCUGGACCUCCCUGGGCUGCUUUUGCCACUGACGAGUAUCAGUGGUUACAGAUAGAUCUGAAUAAAGAAAAGAAGAUAACAGGCAUUGUAACCACUGGCACCACUAUGGUGGAGCACAAUUACUAUGUGUCAGCCUACAGAAUCCUCUACAGCGAUGAUGGACAGAGGUGGACGGUGUACAGAGAGCCUGGUGUGGAGCAGGAUAAGAUAUUUCAAGGAAACAAAGAUUAUCACCAGGAUGUGCGUAAUAACUUUUUGCCACCAAUUAUUGCACGUUUUAUUAGAGUGAAUCCUACCCAAUGGCAGCAGAAAAUUGCCAUGAAAAUGGAACUGCUUGGUUGCCAGUUUAUUCCUAAAGGUCGUCCUCCAAAACUUACUCAAACUCCACCUCCUCGGAACAGCAAUGACUUCAGAAACACUACAGCCUCCCCCAAAAUAGCCAAAGGUCGAGCCCCCAAAUUUACUCAGCCAUUACAGCCGCGCAGUAGGAAUGAGUUUCCUGCACAGACAGAGCAAACAACUGCCACUCCUGAUAUCCGAAACACCACUGUGACUCCGAGUGUAACCAAAGACGUCGCCUUGGCCGCGGUCCUCGUGCCAGUGCUCGUCAUGGGGCUCAGCACCCUGGUCCUCGCGGUGGUGUGCGCCUGGCACUGCAGGAGCAGAAAGAAAAAAACUGAAGGCACCUAUGACUUACCUUACUGGGACCGGGCAGGUUGGUGGAAAGGAAUGAAGCAGUUUCUCCCUGCCAAAUCAGUGGAACAUGAGGAAACCCCAGUUCGCUACAGCAGCAGUGAAGUUAAUCACUUGAGUCCAAGAGAAGUCACCACAGUGCUGCAGACGGACUCUGCAGAGUAUGCACAGCCACUUGUGGGAGGAAUUGUUGGCACCCUUCAUCAGAGAUCUACCUUUAAACCAGAAGAAGGAAACGAAGCGAGUUAUGCUGACUUAGAUCCUUACAACUCCCCGGUACAAGAAGUUUACCAUGCCUACGCUGAACCACUGCCCAUCACUGGGCCAGAAUAUGCCACCCCCAUCAUCAUGGAUAUGUCCGGGCACCCUGCAGCUUCUGUUGGUCUGCCCUCAACGUCUACUUUCAAAGCUACAGGGAACCAAGCCCCCCCAGUAGUAGGAGCAUAUAACACGCUCCUCUCCAGGACUGACAGCUGCUCCUCUGCCCAUGUCCAGUAUGACACCCCAAAAGGUGGGAAGCCAGGUCCAAGUGCCCCAGACGAACUGGUGUAUCAGGUACCACAGAGCACGCAGGAGGGAUCAGGAGCUGGGAGGGAUGCUGAAUGUGAUGUUUUUAAAGAAAUUCUUUGAAGGUGAUGCUGCUUUUUAUAAAGCAUCGUUUUAAAGCACAUGGCCUUUUUUGUGUGUUAGUGGUAGUAAUAUAUAGAAUGUAUUAUGUAUCUGUCACAGAUGUGGUUGGGAAAAUGUGAUGACCGAGGUACAGGGAACUGCUAGCCUUGCCAUCUUGCUUUAAAAGUGUUACUGUGGCAGUUACUGCUUGCCUAUUAAAUUUCAAACAUCCUCUUUGUUACUACUGUAAAACACUAUUUUUAA